Drosophila eugracilis is the source of this 3437-nucleotide messenger RNA. It is a transcript of the gene LManII, whose product is annotated as lysosomal alpha-mannosidase. Gene Ontology annotation, molecular function: carbohydrate binding; alpha-mannosidase activity. The record is from RefSeq and is a predicted model, not a curated record. Gene Ontology annotation, biological process: mannose metabolic process. Lineage: Eukaryota; Metazoa; Arthropoda; Insecta; Diptera; Drosophilidae. Gene Ontology annotation, cellular component: lysosome.
CCCGAGUCGGUUCUUAAGCACAAUAAGAGUGUGUGUGUAUAUACGUUAAAAUACUGUCAAAGUGUAAGCUGUGAAAAUCCAGUAAUUGAAUGCAAAUUCUUGAAAAACUAAAUCAAAUAUAAGAAACUGCAAUGUCUGCAAAGACUACUCUGUGUCUGGCACUCUUUUGCGCCCUUGGCUGUCUCAUUCAAGUGGCCGAAUCGCGGAGUAUUCAACAAAAGGCAUCUCAGUGUGGCUAUCAGAGCUGCCAUGCAACAAAACCCAACAUGCUGAAUGUGCAUCUUGUGGCACACACUCAUGAUGAUGUUGGCUGGCUGAAAACCGUUGACCAAUAUUAUUAUGGCAGCGAAACUAGGAUCCAAAAGGCUGGAGUACAGUAUAUAAUCGAUUCGGUUGUGGAGGCUCUACUAAGAGAUCCUGAGAAAAGAUUUAUCUAUGUGGAAUCUGCAUUUUUCUUCAAAUGGUGGAAGGAGCAGAAACCCAAAGUCCAAGAAGCUGUUAAGAUGUUGGUGGAGCAGGGAAGACUCGAAUUUAUUGGUGGAGCUUGGAGCAUGAAUGAUGAGGCCACAACACAUUACCAGAGUGUGAUCGAUCAGUUUUCUUGGGGAUUAAGACUUCUGAACGAUACCUUUGGAGAGUGUGGACGCCCGCGAGUUGGAUGGCAAAUUGAUCCCUUCGGUCACUCUAGGGAAAUGGCUUCUAUGUUCGCCCAAAUGGGUUUCGAUGGAAUGUUUUUCGGUCGUUUGGACUACCAAGAUAAGGACGAACGUCUUAUGACCAAAAACGCUGAAAUGAUAUGGCAUGGAUCAGCAAAUCUUGGAGAGGAAGCGGAUCUGUUUAGUGGCGCUCUCUAUAAUAACUACCAGGCUCCAGAUGGUUUCUGUUUCGAUAUUUUAUGCAGCGAUGCCCCCAUAAUUGAUGGCAAACACAGCCCAGACAAUAAUGUUAAAGAGCGCGUGGAUACUUUCUUGGAAUAUGUUACCAAAAUGGCCGAAAAGUUCCGCACUCCCAACGUGAUCCUUACAAUGGGUGAGGAUUUCCAUUACCAAAACGCCGAUAUGUGGUAUAAGAACCUGGACAAACUGAUUAAAUACGCAAAUGAGCGUCAGGCGAAUGGUUCGAAUAUAAACCUUUUGUACUCUACACCAUCGUGUUAUCUGAAAUCUCUGCACGAUGCUGGUAUUACUUGGCCGACCAAGAGCGAUGACUUCUUCCCCUAUGCCUCCGAUCCCCAUGCUUACUGGACCGGAUACUUCACAUCCCGACCUACUUUGAAGCGAUUCGAACGGGAUGGUAAUCACUUCUUGCAAGUUUGCAAGCAACUGAGUGCUCUGGCACCCAAUAAGCCUGAGGAAUUUGAUCCUCAUUUGACUUUUAUGCGUGAAACCCUUGGAAUAAUGCAGCACCAUGAUGCCAUUACUGGAACAGAGAAGGAGAAGGUGGCCUUGGAUUAUGCCAAGAGAAUGAGCGUUGCCUUCAGGGCUUGCGGUGCAACCACUCGAAAUGUGUUGAAUCAAUUGACUGUGACAUCGAAGGAAAAUGUCAAAGAUAAAUCGGCCAAAUAUGUAUUUGAUUUCAAAACUUGUCCUCUUCUGAACAUCACUUCCUGUCCAGUCUCCGAAGAAAAUGAGAGAUUUGCCCUGACUCUGUACAAUCCUCUAGCCCACACUGUCAAUGAGUAUGUGAGGAUUCCUGUAGUGGAUCCCAAUUACAAAAUUAUUGAUAAUAAGGGUGUUACUUUGGAAACACAAGCUGUUCCAAUUCCUCAAGUUCUUAUUGAUAUUAAGCACAGAAAUUCGACUGCCAAAUACGAAAUAGUUUUCUUGGCCACCAAUAUUCCGCCUCUGGGAUAUCGUACUUACUAUGUGGAAAAACUAGAAAGCACUGAGGGUACCACAAAGACUAUAAAGGCUUCGCCGAAGAGCACUACUAGUGUUACAGUAAUUGGAAAUAGUCACAUUAAACUUGGCUUCGACACCAAUGGUUUCCUUUCUGAAGUCACAGCUGAUGGUCUUACCAGAUUGGUUAGCCAGGAGUUCUUGUUCUACGAGGGAGCUGUUGGAAAUAAUGCUGAGUUCCUGAAUCGAUCUUCUGGUGCCUAUAUCUUCCGACCCAACGAGAACAAGAUUCACUUUGCCACCGACCAAGUUGAAAUCGAAGUCUACAAGGGCGAUUUGGUUCAGGAAGUCCAUCAGAAGUUCAACGAUUGGAUUAGCCAGGUGGUGCGUGUCUAUAACAAGGAUUCCUUUGCGGAGUUUGAGUGGUUAGUUGGACCCAUUCCCAUUGAUGAUGGCAUUGGCAAGGAAGUGAUUACUCGCUUCAAUUCUGACAUUGAGUCUGAGGGCAUUUUCCGCACUGAUUCUAAUGGUCGUGAGAUGAUCAAGAGGAAACUCAACCAUCGUGAUACAUGGAGUGUGAAGAUCAACGAAGAAGUGGCUGGAAAUUACUACCCCAUUACCACCAAAAUAGAUCUGGAGGAUGAAACAGCCCGUUUGGCAAUCCUUACGGACAGAGCCCAGGGUGGUAGCUCCUUGAAGGAUGGAUCCUUGGAACUUAUGGUUCACCGUCGUCUCUUGAAGGAUGAUGCCUUUGGAGUGGGCGAAGCUCUGAAUGAAACUGAAUUUGGAGAUGGACUGAUUGCUCGUGGAAAACACCAUCUCUUCUUUGGACAAUCCAAGGAUCGCGAAGGUUACUCCCUGAAGGCCAUUGAGAGAUUAACCCAACUGGAGAAACUGCUGCCCACUUGGAAAUUCUUCAGCAACAUGGAGGCUUACAGUGCCGAGGAAUGGCAGGCAUCCUUCACGAAUAUUUUCACUGGCAUUUCAUUGGUUUUGCCAAAGCCUGUGCAUCUUCUGACCCUGGAACCCUGGCACGAGAACCAACUUCUGGUGCGUUUCGAGCACAUCAUGGAGAACGGAGAGGAUGCAUCAUACUCCAAACCAGUGCAGUUCAAUGUUAGGAAUGUCCUAAGUGCUUUCGCCGUUGAGGGCAUCCGUGAAACAACUUUGGAUGGCAAUGCCUGGUUGGACGAAAGUCGACGACUGCAAUUCGUCCCAGAUCCCGAAGAUGCCGCAUUCAACACAUAUGCCACAUUUUCGAAGCCAGCUGAGUCAGUGCAUCUUCUAAGUGCCGAGAAACCAUUCCUGGAAGUUAAAUAUGCCAAGGAAGCUCUGCCAGCUGGUCAACUGGGUGCCGAGAGUAACCGUAUUAAGCGCGAAAUAAUCUCCGAACAGGAUUAUAAGGAGGAUGGACGAUCAUCUAAGGUUACGGAGGGUGCCUUCAACACCUUCAAGUCAGAUAGUAGCAAUCAAGAUUACAUCAUCGAACUGAGCCCCAUGGAGAUCCGAACAUUUAUUGUUUAUUUGACUGCGGCUUAAGGGUCUUAUUUAUGUAAAGCAAAAAGUAAUGUUCUUAAUAAAGGUAAACUUGUAAUGUAA